Molecule: messenger RNA, 6188 nt
Organism: Oenanthe melanoleuca
Lineage: Eukaryota; Metazoa; Chordata; Aves; Passeriformes; Muscicapidae
Gene: PPM1L
Product: protein phosphatase, Mg2+/Mn2+ dependent 1L
Exons: 4
Coding region: 7-1092 (361 amino acids)
Biological process (GO): protein dephosphorylation
Molecular function (GO): cation binding; protein serine/threonine phosphatase activity
Source: RefSeq, a predicted model, not a curated record
UAAUAAAUGAUAGAGGAUACAAUGACUUUGCUGUCUCUGCUGGGUCGGAUCAUGCGUUACUUCUUGCUCAGACCGGAGACCUUGUUCUUGCUGUGCAUCAGCCUGGCCCUGUGGAGUUAUUUCUUCCACACGGAUGAGGUGAAAACCAUUGUCAAGUCCAGCAGGGAUGCGGUGAAGAUGGUGAAGGGCAAGGUGGCCGAGAUCAUGCAGAACGACAGGCUCGGGGGUCUGGACGUGCUGGACGCGGAGUUCUCCAAGACGUGGGAGUUCAAGAGCCACAACGUGGCUGUCUACUCCAUCCAAGGCCGGAGGGACCACAUGGAGGACAGGUUCGAAGUGAUCACCGACCUGGUGAACAAGACUCACCCCUCCAUCUUCGGGAUAUUUGAUGGGCACGGAGGAGAGUCGGCAGCCGAGUACGUCAAGUCGCGGCUGCCCGAGGUGCUGAAGCAGCACCUGCAGGACUACGAGCGGGACAAGGAGAACAGCGUGCUGUCCUACCAGAGCAUCCUGGAGCAGCAGAUCCUCUCCAUCGACAGGGAGAUGCUGGAGAAGCUCACCGUGUCCUACGACGAGGCAGGCACCACGUGUCUGAUUGCCCUGCUGUCCGACAAGGAGCUGACCGUGGCCAACGUGGGCGACUCGCGGGGCGUGCUGUGCGACAAGGACGGCAACGCCAUCCCCCUGUCCCACGACCACAAACCCUACCAGCUGAAGGAGAGGAAGAGGAUUAAGAGAGCUGGGGGAUUCAUCAGCUUCAACGGCUCGUGGCGCGUGCAGGGCAUCCUGGCCAUGUCGCGCUCGCUGGGCGAUUACCCCCUGAAGAACCUGAACGUGGUGAUCCCCGAUCCCGACAUCCUGAGCUUUGACCUGGACAAACUGCAGCCAGAGUUCAUGAUCCUGGCCUCAGACGGGCUGUGGGACGCCUUCAGCAACGAGGAGGCCGUGAGGUUCAUCAAGGAGCGCCUGGACGAGCCGCACUUCGGCGCCAAGAGCAUCGUGCUGCAGUCCUUCUACAGGGGCUGCCCCGACAACAUCACGGUCAUGGUGGUGAAGUUCAGGAAUAGCAGCAAAGCAGAGGAGCAGCAGUGAGGAGCCCUCAGGCCCAUCAGGACUCAGAACAGGUUUGCUGUAGUUGGAAGCUCUAGAAACGCCGCCGGGCUCCGCGGGAGGAGCGGAUCUCUCUGCCUCUGUUCUCGGCUUGACAAAGGAGCAAUACCACAAAUCCAUGCUGAGCCACCACAGGAAUCCAGACUGUCCCCGUGUCCCUGCCUCCUGUGCCCUGCUGCUCCUUAGGAAGCCACUGGAAGCUGCCAUUUCUCACUUUUCUUUACCAGUCCUGUGUAGAUUUUUGGUUUGGUUCCUCCCCUCUCAGGGGCACGGCAGGGUCAGGGCAGUGCUGCUGCUUUUCCCUCGUGGGUGUCACUGCUCACAAGCUGCUCUCACCUUCCUCAUCUCCAAGCUGCAGUGAGAGGGGUGGACAGGAGGAGGGUUUGUGAUGUGGAGGAGGAGGAGGAGGCAGCUCUCAGCCUGCUGCCACUGCUGGCUCUCGCUUUGUUUGACCUCUCCCAGAAUAAACCCUGCUGAGCAUGUGAGUAGGUAGAGCUCCUGGAUCACCACGUUUAUUCAGGCUGUGCAUUGCUCUAGAACAGUUCUUCUAGGCCAUAUUGUGUCCAAACCAAGCAAUGGUGAACUUCAGCAAAAUCCUGGGAGUCCUGAACCUCCUGGAUGGGAACAGAGCUCAGCUGGGAUAGCAGAAUGUCUGUGCUUCACCAGGAAUCACCCUGACCUUACUUCUGUGGCAAAGUGAUGGGAGAGGAAAUGAAUUUCACUGGUGACUGUUGGGAGCCUCAUCCAGGCAUUCCUCAGAGCUGCCAGCUGGAAGCCAAGGCUGAGAAAGGCUUCCCUGUCCCCCUGCAGAUGGAUUUGUGGUGUUAAUCCCAGGGCAGACCCCUCUGGAACCUUUUGGGGUGACAUGCAAAUGCCAGGCAGCAUCAAUGCACUGUAGAGAUGAAAGCUUGUGUUAAAUCUAGAUUUUAAAAGUAUGUUUAGAUCUAACUUUCAGUAUUUAAUUGUGUUUUGGGAUCUGUGACUGCUGUAAGUUGGAAUGAGGACAGUUUGAGUUUGCUGCACCUCUGGUAGCAGCAGAGGGACAGGGCAGGCAGGAUUUUGGAUGGAAUUUGGAUAUCCCCAUCCUGCCUGACAAAAGUCCUUGGGGUCUCCCCCAGAACGUGGUCCUGGACAAUCUGCUCAAGCCUUCAGGGUGCUGGGACUGCCUGUGUUUGGGUCUGGAGGUGGAUCAGGGAUGUGAUGGCACUGCCAGUUCCUUGGGAAAGUCCAAUAUUCCUGAUUUCCCAGCUGCCUGGCACCCACAGCUCACCUGCAGGGUUUGGGGGAGGCUGAGCUGUGCUGGGGAGGGGCUGAGGCAAAAAUCAAAGAGCACAAAUUUCUGCUCGAGAAGGAAUCCCCAUCUUUGUCUUUCCAGUUUUGUCCCCAGGUCACCUCUCCCCCAACAAAGGGGGAUAAUUUGUCCCUUAAACAAUUUGUCUGGGGAUAAUCUCAGCCCUUAACUGGCUCUGGUGGCAUUUCCAGUGCUGUGCAAAAUGUGUUUGGAUCCCUCUGCUCAUCCUGAACUCCCUGAGAAGUGUCCAGCAGCCUCUGGAGCAGCAGGCUCAGCCUGCCCUGCUCCUUUCCAGAGGAUUGGAAUUCCUGAUGUUUUCCAUGCCCUGCACAUCCUGUGGCUCUGGGGGUGAUGAUCCCAUGGGAAUGCUGGAUCCUGGGCUGGGAAUGGCACAGCAGCAGUGCUGCAGCAGCUCCAGGCAGGGCUCAGGGUGUGGAGUUUGCCUUCCCUGCAGACAUUCCCAUUGUGCCUUUGCCCUGGGAAAGGGGGAACUGCAGCCAGCAGCCCUAAAGGAGAGGGAUCCUUGUGUCCAGAGGGAUCCCACUAACCCAGGAUGGUCAUUCCCAGGAUGGGUAACAGCACUGGCAUGGGAGCUGCUGGCUGCACCCCAAGGUCAGAGAGCAUUCCUGAGGGAUCCAUCACCUCUGGAGCACAGCUGGCUGCCCUGGGACAGCCAGGGCAAGGAGCUGGCAGGAAUUCCCAGCCAGGGCAAGGAGCUGGCAGGAAUUCCCAGCCAGGAGGAGCAGGGGAGAGCAGCUCCCAGGACUGAGGCAGACCCAGCAGGGCAGGGGGGUUUGCAGGUUUGCCUGGACCUUUCCAGGAUCAUUCCUGUCCCACCAGCCCUGUGUCACUCCUGCUGCAGCUGCAGCAACAACAGGUUCAGCACCUUCCCCUUCCUGUGCCCCCUCCCUGGCCAAAGCCAUCCCUGCCAAUGAUCUCUGCUCAGCCUGGGCAUUUUUGCUUUAAUUACUUUUUAAAAAAGGAGCUUCAGCUGCUUCAGGUGUGAAGAGGAGGGACUGAUGGAGGUGAGAGGCUUUGUGUGCUCUCCACAUCCACGUGCAGUACCUACCUGUGCUCCCAGCUGGAAGUUUGGAAGUUUUUCCUCCAAAUCAAAGCAUUCCCAACUUUCCAGUCGUGCUGAUUUGUGCCAAACUCUGGGGUGACACAGCUGGAGGCUGCCAGGAUGAAUUCCUUGUACAUGUUGCUUAUGCAAGCUGCCCAGCCCAGGGUUCUCCCACUGCCUUAACACUCCAUCCUCCAUCUGGGAAGGGAUCAGGUGCUGUGGGCAGGAAUGUCCUGCUGGCUGUGGCACAGUUAAACCAUUUAACCAGAAAACCAUAAACCAGAGGUGAAAUUAAAAAUAUCCAAUCCAGAAGUCAGAAUUCAAGUGCUGCUUGAGCAGUGCUGGCUGCAGAAACAAAAAUGCCACAGCCUAAAAAAAAAAAAAAAGGGAAUUUUGUGUCUACAGGACAGCCCUGCUUUAAAUAAUACAGAUUUAAUGCUAAUGUAGCUGAUAGUUGUUUUACACAGAGAAGCAUUUAGUCAGUGAUUAUACCAGAAAAAACAAACACCUCACCAGCUUUUCAUCUCCCAAAGCAGGAUUUUAGGCCUCUGGACAAAAUCCCAAGUGAGAAUGUUCUGCUGGAAUUUGGCCACUGCAGAGCUCAGAGCUGCUGCCCCUGGUGCCCAAUAUAUUUAUAAAUAGCAUUUCUAAAACUCACAGAGAUCUGUACAGUUAAUAAUGAGCUGGAGUUACUUUUGUUUUUACAGUGCUUGGGGGAGCAGGUGGAUAAAUAUGGAUUUUCCUGAGGUAAUUUAGAAAUUCCAGGGAUCAGCUCUGGAGGAUAAUUUGGGUGCUCUGGAAAGCAAAAGCUGGUGGGUGCAGCUGGAACCACCAGCAGAGGUUUGAGGGCAAUUCUUGGGGGGGAAAAAAUGGAUUUCAUGGAUUUGGGCAGCUCCUGUGUCUGCUCUGCUCAGUCCCAGGGAAGUUUGAACAAAGAGGUUUUUAAGGUCCCUUCCAACCCAAACCAGUCUGGGAUUCUGGGCAUUAUCUGAGCAGCAGGGAACUAAAGCAGAUUUUUUUUCCAAGCAUAUUUAAUGGCCAGCCCUGCAUUUUUUGAAGCCUGUGGAGCUCAUGGGCUCAGGCAGCCUCUCCAUUUCCCAGCCUGCUCUGACACCAAUCAUCCAAAAACUGAGGCAAAAUUUAGGGAAAUAUCCCAAACAUCCUGGGAAUGCUGCCCCCACACCUCCUGUAGGAUUUCUUGGAAUUUGUUUGUUCCAGGAUGCACACGAAGCUUUGCAGCAUUUUAACUCCUCUGAAAUAAUAAUAAAUCCAGAUUGGGAAUUUCACCAUUUUGCUCCCUACCUAGCAGCAACUUCUAAAAAUCUUUGCCCAAAUUAUUAUUAUUAUUAUUAUUAUUAUUAUUAUUAUUAUUAUUAGGCUCUUCAGGUCAGGAAACCCCACAGUUUUCCUAUCCAAAUAACAAAUAUUUGGAAUACAGAUUAAAUAUUAAAUACUGAUUUCAUACAGCUGAAUGAGAAAAAAAAGACAAACAAAACUUAGGAUUUGGAAACCCUUUAUCCUGUGUUUUACACUUUGUUUUUAGCACAAUAUUCUAGGCAGAUGCAAUAAAAUUUUGGCCUUCCCUACUUCAUGCCCAGAUUAUUUCAUACUUUUAAGGUUUUUCACCUUUUGCCAGGCUGCUCACACUAAAAACUUCCCUAAGAAGGGCUUGGGGCAGGAACAGGAGCUCAGUUAGGAAUUUUACAGCCUUUUAAGCAAUAAUAAAGUCAGAAUCAAAUAAAAGCCAGAUUGGAAAUUAGUAUUUUUUUUUUAGGAAAACCAGGAGCAGGAUGGAUGUUUUUCCAAUGCUGCUGGCACUGUAAAUGACAAUUAAUUUCAGGUGGCACAAAGAGAUCACUGUGUAUAAACCUAACCUGUGAGCAGUGUCAGCAUUUGGGGCAGAAAAACCCCAAAUUCCUGCAGGUGACAGGAGAAUUUCUGGCCAUCCUCUCAUUAUUCCUCCCUCACCACGAGCACUCUCUGCUUGAUCCAUUUUCUGAAGGCAGCAGAGUCAUAAUUCCUUUUUUUUUUAUUUUUUUUUUUUUUUUUUUGAAAAAGCAAUACAAGCUGUGCUGUAGUAUCAGUGUUCUUGUGGUAAAUAAUUUAUUUCCAAGCAUUUCACAUGGCAGGCUUAGAGAAAAAAGGAGUUUGGAGUUUAAGAGGUGACAACAAUCAGAGAACAAGGCAGUUCUCCCAGGACCUGCUCAGAGAACAGCCAAACCCCAGCUCCCAACCCACAGCACAGCUGGAAUUUCACCUGGAUUUAGGAACACAAGAGCAUCAUUCCCUCAUUAUGCAAUACUGUAUUCCCCCCCUCCAACAAAACAAAACAGAAAAAAACUUUAUUUUUUAAAAGCUUUGAUCUUCUCACCAUCAGAUCUGAAAUCCUUGUCUGGAGUGUUGUCCCCAAGAGCUUUUUACCCUAAAAAACAACAAACCCAUCCUCAAACUGCAGGCACUGGUGACCCCCAGCCCUGCUCCUGGAGGUUUGGGCAGCCCCUGAAGUGCCCAAAAUUUUGUCUCUAAGAGACAAAGGGGCUGUGGGGUUGUGCCAGCCCAGGCCAGGAUGUCUCCAUGGCCUCUCCCCCGUGUAGUGGAUGUGUCCAGGUUAAUUAUGUUCAUGCAAUUGCAAAUUCUGUAUUGUUGUCCAUUAGAAGUGUACACUACUGAGAACUGGGCCUUGCUGAUAUGAAUAAAGUGAUUAAAAACUGGUCUUUACACACA